Metopolophium dirhodum (rose-grain aphid) is the source of this 915-nucleotide messenger RNA. Its product is annotated as cardio acceleratory peptide 2b-like. The record is from RefSeq and is a predicted model, not a curated record. NCBI's taxonomy places the organism in Eukaryota, Metazoa, Arthropoda, Insecta, Hemiptera, Aphididae. The transcript has 4 exons. Bases 203 to 655 code for a protein of 150 amino acids.
UCGACCAGCGCCGUCACCGUCUUCGACCAGGACAGGAGGAAACGCAGAGCUUGGCGCGAGGCGUGUUUGUUGACGAGAAAUCGCCCGAAAAUAACCGUUCCCCGCAGACACGGUCAGAGCCGAUCGCAAUAAUUGCGACAGACGUCGCGUCGUUUCGCAUUCGUCCGUUGUUUUUUGUUCCAUAUAAUACGUUUGCCGGGCGAUGAAAAAUUUACAAACACAAAUCGCUGCAGCUUUGCUGUUGACGCUGACGUUCUUCUUCACCCACGCCCUGCGCCAUGAUUCAGAAUACAGUGACGAGUAUAAGCGAGACAAUAGCAGAGACAGGAGGGAAUCCGCGGUUGCAGGAUUGAUACCAUUUCCUAGAGUCGGGAGGUCUGGUAUCAACUCUGCUUUACAAAUGGACAAUUUGUACGACACCCAACGGGAACUGAGAAGUCAUAAACGAGAAGGACUCAUUCCGUUUCCCAGGAUUGGCAGAAGGAGUGAAUCGAAGAACACGGCUCUCUGGUUUGGUCCUAGGUUAGGACGAUCGAUCGUGAUACCAGAAAGCUAUGAUACGUCGUACAUGGAUUCAGAUACGCCAACGAUCAUAAAAACGUUGAUCGAAAUGAAAAGCAAAAACUUUGGUGAUGAAGACGACAGUCUAAUGUAACAUUGUGUUGUGGGCUUUUAAAUUUAUUUUACUUUUCUUAAAAUAUUUUCGUGAUUUAGCUAGUAGUGCAAUAGUAUACAGCUGUAAAACUUAGUAUUUGAUACUUACUUACGGAAUUUUAUUUUGAAAUCAAAUCGUUAGUGUUGAUGUUAAUAAUAUAAUAGAUACAAUGAAUGAAUAAUUGUUUAGUGUAAUUAUUUAAUGAUCAUUAAUAUUCAUUAUAUAAUAAUAAUAUUAAAAAUAAAAAAUCUAUGGCUAUA